CCUGAUGAGCCACUUGGCUUAUUUGCAGAUGGUCAGCUUGUGUAAAUUGCUAUCCAGAGGUCUGCUGUGACUUCUUGCUGGAUUUGUUUUUUGUUAGCUCGUAGUUAAUCUUUUGGGUCCUGUGUAUAACCAACCUGUAGGUUUUGCCUUCUGGAAGUUGGGGUUUAUGUUUGAUGUGGAUUGUUGAAUUGUGAUUUUAAGUGGAACAUGUGAUAGAAAUCUCCCAUUAGUUAAACAAAGUAUUUAUAACUUUUUUUUCAUACUUUACAGGGAAGAUAUGUAUGCCCAAGAUUCAAUAGAUUUACUCAAUCGAGCAGGGAUUCAGUUUAAAAGACAUGAAGAAGAAGGAAUUGAUGUUGGUGACUUUGCAGAGCUGCUUAUAACAUCAGGACUUGUACUUAAUGAAGAUGUAAAAUGGUUAUCAUUUCACAGGUGUUUGUGAUACUGUUUGACAGUUCCUUUCCGUCAAGCAUCUUCUCCAUUCUUGUCCUGUACUGUUCUUCAUGCAUGUUUUAUGCUUCUAAUAACUAAGGAGAAUUGGUUGAAGGUUGAUGAAUUUUCUCUUACCAGCCUGGAGCAGUCAUGCAGGCCUACCAGGCCCCUUUUUAACAAUAUUUUCUUUAUCUCAGCCAACAUUGCUUGCAUGUUCGACAGCUGAUAUUAUUUACUAGCCCGAUGGUUUACUCUGCUAGCCUUAGGCUAUUUGACAAAAACUUUGUUGUGUCCUGACCACACCUUGGUUACCAUAUAUUGCUUAGUUGUUGCUACUGAAGCGCAGCAGCCUAUUAAUAUUCUCCUACAAGACUUACAUGUAGUUAUACAGACACUUUUUCUAAUGUCAGUUAAUUCUUUUCUUUUGUUUUCUAGUGGUUAUGAUUUUGCUUACCUUUUGAAAGUCCUGACAGCACAAAACCUGCCUAGUGAGGAAUCAGAAUUCUUUGAUCUCCUUAAGCUAUAUUUUCCAAAUAUUUAUGACGUAAAGUACUUAAUGAAAAGUUGCAAAAGUCUUAAAGGUGGUCUACAGGAGGUGGCUGAACUACUGGAGGUAAGAAUCCAAAUAAAUAAAUCAUUUGAUGAAUCUAGGCAGAUGCCAAUUGUCUUGAUUAUUAUUUGAUUAAUUAUGGAGUUAAUCAUGAAACAAACACAAAAUAACAAAAGCAAAAGAAGUAAAGUAAAUGUUAUGUAACCGUUAACAAACUUUCUCUGUUAAAUUUAUUUGAAGCUUGAAAGAGUAGGACCCCAGCAUCAAGCCGGAAGUGAUAGUCUUUUAACAGGAAAUGCAUUUUUUAGAAUGAGAGAGGUAUGCAUCCAUUUUACCUGUUUUUUUUUAGUGAGUAAUAUGAUAUUAUUAAAUCAUUUUUCAAUUUGUCCUCACAAUGCACUUGAUUGUUUCUUCAAACAAAACAGGAUUUUUACAAGACAUUUUUGAAAUAUAUUACUACAGUCCUCAAAUUAAAUUAUCAAACAUACAUCACUGAAACGACGGAAAACAAAUGUCAAUCCCCAAAGCACUUUGUUUAAGGUCUAAUUGAUUGUAGUAGAUCAUGUUUAGUCGUAAAGAUCCAGAGAUAAUGAUUAUAUUAAAGAGAUCUUAUGAUUUGCAUUUCUUUUAACAAAACAUGAAAACCUUUUAAAACUAUUGAAUUAUUGAAAGUGCGUUUUUGAAUUUCCCCACAACCUGAUUGGCCAAUUGAACAAUGGCUUUUCUAUUGGGCCAAACAUUGCUCGUACUCAAAUUCUGAUAGACAACAGGAGGCCCAAAGCAAGGAUUUCAGCACUGGCUCGCAGAAGGACUUUAACAGAGGUUUAGUUUCAUCUGAAGAUCACAGUUAUUUUCUUACAAAUAGUUAUGGUGAGUCCUGGGACUCAUCUUGUGAAAAAUCAUGAGUCCCUAUCCACAACCAAUGCAUCCCAGUUAAAAAAAAAACAGCAAAAAAACAAAAACAAAAACAAGCUUGGGCCUUUCUGUAACCAGACAGUUAAUCUGGAGACAGACUCCAAAACUCUUUAUUACAGUUUACUGAAUUUAAAAUAUAGUCCUUCUUUUUAUUUAAAGCACAAAAAAGACUAAAAUAAAUAAUUAUGCGUCUUUAAACAACAGCCACAGUCAUCACACCAAGAGGAUAUUCUACCAAAAAAUCUUCAAAUUGAUUGAUCAUUCACUGCAUCCUAUGGGACGCAUGCCAUGAAUUAUUUUGCGUCUUUGGGGAUUUUUAUGUGUCAGGGAUGCGGACGCAGAGGUAACAAAAUCACUGGGUUCAUGCUAAGUUGGCAUAAUAUUAAUAAUAUUAUUGUUGUUUCCAUUCCGUAGAUGUUUUUUGAAGACAAUAUAGAUGAUGCAAAAUACUGUGGACACCUUUAUGGGCUAGGGACUUCAUAUGUAAAUGGCGGACAGGCCUACAGUGGACCUACAUCUAACAGCAACAACAAUUCUUCCUGA
Molecule: messenger RNA, 2440 nt
Organism: Porites evermanni
Lineage: Eukaryota; Metazoa; Cnidaria; Anthozoa; Scleractinia; Poritidae
Source: the annotation of a GenBank genome assembly